AUGCUUCCUUACAUUAAUAUACCGUUUGAGUGGUUGUCUGGAGUGGUGGGGGCUUCUCCUGAUGAGCUCAAACUCAUAUUCUCCCUCCUCGCCUCAUACCCGCUUGCUGGCCUCUUGAAGCGAGUUCCAGAUGCUCGCCCCGAAUAUAAGAAUCUAUUUAAUAUAGGUGGAGGCCUAUUCUAUCUUGUAGGACUAUUCUCUCUAUGGGUCGGCGUUCGAACCCUCUUCAUCUCAUCCGCCGUCACGUAUGGCCUUACCUACUACUUACGAACGUCCGCCUAUAUGCCAUGGAUGGCCUUCGUAUUCCUUAUGGGCCACAUGGCUGUAAACCAGCUCAGUCGCCAGUUCGAUGGUAACCCUUCCGGAGUUGAUAUUACCGGUGCGCAAAUGGUACUUGUUAUGAAGUUAUCUGCUUUCGCUUGGAACGUGGCGGACGGCACCCUACCCGAGGACCAGCUCAGCGACUUUCAGAAAAGCAGAAGAAUAGUUAAGCUUCCUAGCUUACUAGACUAUGCCGGAUAUGUGUUAUUUUUCCCGGGACUCUUGACUGGUCCGGCCUUCGAUUAUAACGAGUAUCGCGCCUGGAUUGACUGUUCUAUGUUUGACGUCCCGGCCACUAUCGACCCCGCCAAGAAGCCACCCACCAGGAAGAAGCGCAAGAUUCCAAGGAGCGGUACGCCCGCUAUGUUGAAAUUGGCGAGCGGUCUCGGGUGGAUUUGGGUCUUCUUGAACUUGAGUAAAUGGUAUAGCCCUGAAGCCCUCCUCGAUGACCGCUCUCCUGCAGCAGGGUUCCUACGCCGCGUUUUGAUUAUGCAUAUGGUAGGCUUCACCGCCCGCUGUAAGUACUACGGCGUAUGGUCCCUAGCAGAGGGUUCGUGUAUUUUGGCCGGCCUGGGUUUCAAUGGCGUAGAUCCCGUGACGGGUAAAGUCUCAUGGAACCGACUACAGAAUAUCAAUCCAUGGGGUGUAGAGUUGGCCCAAAACAGCCGCGCCUACCUUGAGAACUGGAACAUGAACACUAACAAGUGGUUACGUUACUAUAUCUACCUCCGCGUAACACCGCGAAAUAAGAAACCAGGCUUUCGCGCCAGCAUGGCCACUUUUGUGACCAGUGCGUUCUGGCACGGCUUCUACCCGGGAUACUAUCUCUCAUUUGUCCUUGCGAGCUUCAUCCAGACAGCCGCAAAAAACUAUCGUCGCCACCUACGACCUUUCUUCCUUGACCCAGCCACGCAGAAGCCACUCCCAAGCAAAAGAUACUACGAUAUAGUGUCGUGGAUAGCGACACAAACAACCUUCUCAUUCGCAGUAUCCCCUUUCAUCAUCCUACGUCUAGAUGACUCCCUCCGCGCCUGGGGCCGCGUAUACUUCUACGCAAUAGUUACCACGGGUGCUAGCCUAGCGUUCUUCGCAUCUCCAGCUAAAUCUCAACUUCGUCGGAUGCAGGAAGAACGCACACGUGGUCGUGGCACCAGUAGUGGUAAAACAUCCCGCUCCGCAAGUGCGGAUAGUUCGGCCGGUCCAGUGCUGGGCCUUAGCGCCGACCCGGGUAAGGAUAUUGAUGAGGCGUUGCAAGAGUUGCGAGAGGAGGUGGAGAGGGUGAGGAAGGAUGCCGAUGGGAAGACGGGUCAGAACGGGAGUCGUGAGGGGAAGAAGGAAUUGUAA
Molecule: messenger RNA, 1665 nt
Organism: Daldinia childiae
Lineage: Eukaryota; Fungi; Ascomycota; Sordariomycetes; Xylariales; Hypoxylaceae
Product: Lysophospholipid acyltransferase
Exons: 5
Coding region: 1-1665 (554 amino acids)
Biological process (GO): glycerophospholipid biosynthetic process; lipid modification
Cellular component (GO): endoplasmic reticulum; membrane
Molecular function (GO): 1-acylglycerol-3-phosphate O-acyltransferase activity; 1-acylglycerophosphocholine O-acyltransferase activity
Source: RefSeq, a predicted model, not a curated record